ACAAGCACGAUUGUCGUACAGUGCUGAACGGUAUAAAAAACAUCAAGUUUCCACUAUUGAUUAAAUGAACACGAAUUUAAUAAAAACCCAAUGUUACUGCAAUAUACUAAAAAUUGUUACAACCGUUUAUCCAGUCCGUAUUAUAUAUUGCUUACGUAGUACGCACAACCACUUUCAUAACAGGAACGACGAUUAAGUGCCUCAAGAUUUGCGUUGCAUCAGUACCUCUGGACGCGGCAGUGUGAACUUGUUUCCUUGAAGCAUCAGCUGGUGGCUGGCUGCCGUUAGAUCAUUUUUAAUAUGUCGCAGAGGAAGCUGAAGAAGAAGGAGCAGGAUGUGGCUCCAAUACCUUUGGAAGACAAGCCUACUAAGCUGGAUUAUACUAUUGCAAGCUACAUGAAGAAGAACACACCAACUAAACGCACCAAAUUUCUUCAUCAUCAGGUCAACUAUUUUUAUGCUUCUAAAGCCGUGGACGUUCUCCUGGACUCACAGUGGGCUACUGGGAAAGAUGCCAUCUUCAGGGACCGCCAAAGUGUUGUUGAUUACUGCAACAAACUGCUGACUCAGAAGUUCUUCCACCGCGCCCGUAAGAUUCCCGUCACUGAGAGAGAUCUUAAGCCGAAGGAGCUGAAGAAAAAGCGGGAGAAGGAGGAAAAAGAGAAGGAAAAGGAGAAGAACAAGAAAGAAAAGAUCAAAAAGAGAAAAGAGUUGAGCGAGAGCGAGGACACCAAGAAAGAAGAUGAUGACCAAAAUGAUGAUCGAAACUCAUCCACGAAGAAGAAAAGGAAAAUUAAACUUGAUAUGCACCUGGAACAGUUGUUCGUGGACGGUUCUGACGCGUACGUGUGGAUGUACGAUCCCGUGCCUUUCUGGUACUACAUCGCCGGGGCGCUGUGCCUGCUCGCUGCCGUCGCUAUUUGCCUCUUCCCGCUGUGGCCUCCCAUGGUGCGAAAAGGCGUGUACUACCUGAGCGUGGCUGCAGCGUCUUUCCUGGGCGUGAUCCUUGGUCUUGCGGUUGUCCGCUUCAUCGUCUUCCUGAUAAUCUGGGUGCUGUCAAUGGGGCGUCACCACCUGUGGCUCCUCCCGAACCUCACCGAGGACGUGGGCUUCCUUGCUUCCUUCUGGCCCCUUUAUCACUAUGAGUACAGAGGUGCUGAUUUCGAUCGUAAAAAGUCAAAGAAGAGUAAAAAGAAGGUGACUUUAAAUACGGCGGAAACAGAAGACGACAAUAAGAGGUCGGACAGAGAGGGACCUGAAAAUACGUCAGCUGGAGAAACAGAUAGACCGGAGACCGAUGGGGAAAGACAUGACCGCGAUUCUGGCAGUAACGGCGAAUCGGACGCGUCGCAACACUCGCAGUCAUUUGAGCUGCUGCAUAGGGAGGAUCUGGACACCGGCGACGAGCAGGACGAUCACGAGGAGCCUCCUGAUCAAACCCAAGAGGAGGAUAAAGACAGUAGUGGUCAUGAGGCUCAAGAGAGUGCAGCCACAUAAAACUGCUCCUUGCCUUCUUGUUUCUGCUGUUGUUCAGGUGUAAUAUCUUAACUUUGCAAUGUUAGUGAACCGCCCUCUGGAAAAAAAUGACCUGUCUCAUUACCUGUUUCACUAGAAUUUCCCAGAUAAAAUAUGGUUACUUCCAUCUGCAUUCGUAUCUUUGUAAAGCUCGUGUCUGACUAAUGCUACUUGAGAGCAGGUUUAUGAAAGGCACGUACAUAUUUUCGAUUACGAGCUCCUAUGUUAAUAACAAUAACUACUUGUUUCUACUCAGCGGCCAGAUAAUAAUUUCAACUUCUAAAACUGUCAUCCUACCAUUUGUGUUUUGUUGCUGCAAAUUAUGUUUUUAUAAAACUCGUCUGUUAUUUUUUGAAGGAAAACUGCAUUUCGAUUCCUUUCAAACCUUUUGAAUUGCUCACCCUAAUGCAAUGUAGUUUUAGAAAUUUGUUUUCAAUCUUGCAUGAAUAUGCAGUCGGUUUGCGCCCAUCUGAUGCGAAAACGUCGUGCACUGUUAUUGGAUGCGGUAACGUUGCGUGCUGUUAUUGGAUGCGGUAACGUUGCGUGCUGUUAUUGGAUGCGGUACCGUUGCGUGCUGUUAUUGGAUGCGGUACAGUUGCGUGCUGUUAUUGGAUGCGGUACCGUUGCGUGCUGUCAUUGGAUGCGGUAACGUUGCGUGCUGUCAUUGGAUGCGGUAACGUUGCGUGCUGUCAUUGGAUGCGAUAACGUUGCGUGCUGUUAUUGGAUGCGAUAUCGUUGCGUGCUGUUCUUUAUCACAAAUUGUUCGAGAUUUUUCUGUGACUACAGACUAUUAACUUCUGAAUCUCAAAAAUGCUACUUUGCCAUUGUGCAAAUAGUUAGGAGUUGGCCUAAAAUUGCAGAAAAUCUUUUAGUCUAAUUUAUUAGUCCCCAGGUUAGGUUAGUAUGGUUGUAAUUCCGUUUUGAGGGACUAGCGUAUUGAGCAGAGUUCAUUUUCAACGGAAGCAUGUAUAGGUUUUGCAUAAAGCUACAUUUGGAUAAUGUUGGCAAAUGAGUGGAUUAAAUAUAGAACUUAUAGAAUAAAACAUAUUUAUUUUCUCAUUUACAUUGUUCAUGGUAUCAGAAAAUAACGCUGUCAUGCAGUUCAUCGGCGAAUAAAGUAAUUUAUUUAC
Molecule: messenger RNA, 2645 nt
Organism: Hyalella azteca
Lineage: Eukaryota; Metazoa; Arthropoda; Malacostraca; Amphipoda; Hyalellidae
Gene: Trp1
Product: translocation protein SEC62
Exons: 8
Coding region: 301-1497 (398 amino acids)
Biological process (GO): post-translational protein targeting to membrane, translocation
Cellular component (GO): endoplasmic reticulum membrane; endoplasmic reticulum
Source: RefSeq, a predicted model, not a curated record